Molecule: messenger RNA, 636 nt
Organism: Capsicum annuum
Lineage: Eukaryota; Viridiplantae; Streptophyta; Magnoliopsida; Solanales; Solanaceae
Exons: 2
Coding region: 1-636 (211 amino acids)
Biological process (GO): chromatin remodeling
Cellular component (GO): nucleus
Source: RefSeq, a predicted model, not a curated record
AUGGGUACAAGUUGUCGUACUCUGGUAGUGAGAGGAGUAGGUAUCUUAGUGAACGAGGAGCUUAGAGGGCAGGUAGUGAAGGUUAAAAAGGUUAGUGAUAGGGUGAUGACUAUCAAGUUGAUCCUUGAGGGGUCUUCUCUAAACAUCUGUUGUGCGUAUGUGCCACAGGCAGGCCUGGACGAGGAGGAGAAGAAGAGAUUUUGGGAGGUUUUGUACGAGGUGGUAAGAGGUGUGCCUAGUUUAGAAAUGAUUUUCAUAGGAGGGGAUUUUAGUGGGCACAUCGGGUUCGGGGAUAGAAAUGUUGAGGGAGAUCCUCUUUUAGAUUUUGCGAGGGCCUUUGGGUUAGUGGUAGUGAAUUCCAGCUUUUUGAAGAAGGAGGAGCAUCUGUUUACUUUUUGUAGUAGGAUAGCCAAGACUCAUAUUAACUUUUUGCUGCUUAGGAAGAGGGAUAGAGAAAUAUGUAAGGAUUAUAAGGGGAGUUGGAGCAUACCGGAGAGUGUCGCAAUUUUGGCUAUUGUUAGCAUUUUAAAGUUGAGAAGGUCAGGGAGGCUAUUCGCAAGAUGUGAAGGGGCAGGGCGAAGGGGCCUAACCAGAUUCUGGUGGAUUUUUGGAAGUUUUCUAGCGGAGCAGGGUUGA